Colias croceus (clouded yellow) is the source of this 372-nucleotide messenger RNA. RefSeq lists its product as uncharacterized. Lineage: Eukaryota; Metazoa; Arthropoda; Insecta; Lepidoptera; Pieridae. The coding region runs from base 13 to 372 and encodes 119 amino acids. The transcript has 2 exons. The record is from RefSeq and is a predicted model, not a curated record.
ACGUCAGGGUGGAUGAACGCGUCACGACCGCUCUCGGUCUUCAAAAAAACAUCGCGUGCCUCAAAAUUAUUAGCUUUAGUACCACCAAUUAACGCUCUAUCGGACGUAGAAGGCCAGAGCAGUUCAGAUGAAGAACCAGAUCUGCACAAUGGUCAGGAAAUUGAUGAUAUCUCAUCAGAUGCACCAUCCAUACCAUCGUCAUUGGAAAACCUGAAUAUUUUCGACAGCAACAAUGGCAGUGACGAUUCUUCUAACGACGAAAUACCCAAUAGCGAGCCAGAAGUCGAAGAAGAACUACCAGUGCCUCUCACACCAAUUAUUCUUAAAGCUCGACAAAAUGAGUUCUGUGAAGCGAAAGUGUUUUACAAUUGA